Messenger RNA from Brienomyrus brachyistius, 4119 nucleotides. It is a transcript of the gene usp25, whose product is annotated as ubiquitin specific peptidase 25. The transcript has 26 exons. Gene Ontology annotation, cellular component: cytosol; nucleus. Bases 189 to 3608 code for a protein of 1139 amino acids. Gene Ontology annotation, molecular function: protein binding; cysteine-type deubiquitinase activity; cysteine-type endopeptidase activity. Lineage: Eukaryota; Metazoa; Chordata; Actinopteri; Osteoglossiformes; Mormyridae. The record is from RefSeq and is a predicted model, not a curated record. Gene Ontology annotation, biological process: regulation of protein stability; protein deubiquitination.
CAUCGAGAGUCGUUCCUGUUGAUCGCUACAUGCCUUUUUCCUCCCUUGCCUGCAUUUCCCAUGGCGCCCGCUAUUACGCCGUUCGGAAGGGGGACAGCUUAACUCCUCUAUUUAUUUUCUUUUGGUUUUUAGCUUAGGAUAGCCGCCUUGUUUUUUAUUUUUCUUUUUUAUUUCGUCCUCGACCGGCCAUGACCGUAGAGCAGAAUGUUCUCCAGCAGCACUCGCAGAAGCACCAGCAGACUCUGCUGAAUCAGUUGAGGGAGGUCACUGGAACCACCGACGUCCAGCAGCUGCAGCACGCGCUCCAGGUCAGCAAUGGCGACUUGUCGGAGGCGGUGGCCUUCCUGACGGAGAAGAACGGCAAGGUGGCACCGCAGGAGGACGCAGCGGCGGCGUACUUCCAGACGGCGCAGGGUGGCGCCAGCGAGCGCUACAUGAGCGUCGGAAGCCAGGCUGACACCAAUGUGAUCGAUCUGACAGGAGAUGACCUGCAGAGGGCGAUCGCGCUCAGCCUGGAGGAAUCGAGCCGGGCCUUCCGGGAGACGGGCAUCACGGACGAGGAGCAGGCCAUCAGCAGGGUGCUGGAGGCCAGCAUCGCCGAGAAUAAGGCCAGCCUGAAGCGGAGCCACACUGAAGUGUGGAGCGACUCCCCCAACCCCCAUGACAGGAAGCGGCAGGACAACUGCCCCGUGGGGCUCAAAAAUGUGGGCAACACCUGCUGGUUCAGUGCAGUCAUCCAGUCCCUUUUCAAUCUGCUGGAGUUCCAGAGGCUGGUGCUACACUACUCCCCCCCGGCACGAGUCCAGGACCUGCCCCGCAAUCAGAAGGAGCACAGGAACCAGCCGUUCAUGCAGGAGCUGCGGUUCCUCUUCUCGCUCAUGGUGGGAUCUAAGAGGAAGUACGUGGACCCAUCCCGAGCCGUGGAGAUCCUGAAAGAUGCGUUCAAGUCCAGCGACUCGCAGCAGCAGGACGUCAGUGAGUUCACGCACCGACUCCUGGACUGGCUAGAGGACGCCUUCCAGAUGAAGGCGGAGGAGGAGAGGGAAGGCGAGAAACCCAAGAACCCAAUGGUGGGACUAUUCUACGGACGUUUCCUGGCGGUGGGAGUUUUGGAAGGAAAAAAGUUCGAGAACUCGGAGAUGUUCGGACAGUACCCCCUGCAGGUCAACGGCUAUAAGGACCUGCACGAGUGCCUGGAGGCGGCCAUGAUCGAGGGCGAGAUCGAGUCUCUACACUCGGAAAACUCUGCCAAGUCCGGCCAGGAGCACUGGUUCACGGAGCUACCCCCAGUCCUGACCUUCGAGCUAUCCCGCUUCGAGUUCAACCAGGCACUCGGCCGACCCGAGAAGAUCCACAACAAGCUGGAGUUCCCGCCCAUGCUCUACAUGGACCGGUACAUGGACAGGAACCGGGAGAUCACCCGGAUCAAGCGGGAGGAGAUCCGGAGGCUGAAGGAACAUCUUACGGUUCUCCAGCAGAGACUGGAGAGAUAUCUGAGCUACGGUUCCGGCCCGAAAAGGUUCCCUCUUGCCGAUGUGCUGCAGUACGCUAUGGAGUUCGCCUCCAGCAAGCCUGUGUGCACCUCGCCCGUGGAGGACAUUGACGGCUCCACGCCACCAGGGAGCACCGCAGCUCAGCUGAUGCCAAGCGCCCCUGAUCCUGGUACGUGCAACACUCCUGAGGCCCAGCCGCGGGUGUCCGUGCACAAGCCCUUCACACAGUCGCGGCUGCCCCCGGACCUGCCCAUGCACCCCGCCCCGCGGCACAUCACUGAGGACGAGCUGCGUGUGCUGGAGGGCUGCCUGAAGCGCUGGCGGAGCGAGGUGGAGAAGGACACAAGGGAGCUGCAGGGCAGCAUUGCCAGGAUCCAUCGCACCAUGGAGCUCAUGUAUGCAGACAAGACCAUGAUGCAGGUCCCAUACCGGCUCCACGCAGUUCUGGUCCACGAGGGCCAGGCCAACGCGGGUCACUACUGGGCCUACAUCCACGACCCGAAGCAUAGCUGCUGGAUGAAAUACAACGACAUCGCGGUGACGCGCUCCACCUGGGAGGAGCUUGUGCGCGACUCGUUCGGCGGCUACCGGAACGCCAGCGCCUACUGCCUCAUGUACAUCAAUGACAAGAAACCCUUCCUCAUAGAGGAGGAGUUCGACAAGGAAACGGGGCAGGUCCUCAGCGGCUUGGACAAGCUUCCUGCAGACCUGAAGCUCUACGUGCAGGAGGAUAACCAGCUGUUUGAGAAGGAGCUGCAGGAGUGGGAUGCGCUGCAGACUCGCAAAGCCCGGCAGGAGAAGGCGACGCCAGGCCGGCCUGCCGGCACCGAGCACAGGGCCCCAGAGAGCCCUGCCCCCCAGCAAGACCCGGAGUACAUGGAACAGCCCUCCCCGACAGACGACGGGCGGCACCUGCGUGAGGACACUCAGCGGGCCAUCUCCCGGGCUGUAGCUGAGCAGGAUGAGAUGAACCCUGAGGCCGUGCUUAGCACGGCCGCCCAUGACCCCCCCUCCACACCCCCUCCCCCUGCCCCCGAGCUCGAGGCUAGCCCCUCUGGGGCCGCGUCCCCCGAACUCGCGGCGGAACCUUCCGGGCCGGCGGCCCCCCCCCACCGCGUAGUGGAGGUGGCCAUCCCCCACGUGGGCACCUUUGUCAUCGAGUCGGAGGAGGGGGGGUACGACGACGAGGCGAUGCUGACCCCAAACAUGCAGGGUGUCAUCAUGGCCAUUGACAAAGCCGGGGGUGUGUAUGAGAAGGCGGGGCCAGACGCGGCCUUCUUCAAGGCCUUCAAGGUGGAGUACGCCCGGCUUCUACGACUGGCCCAGGAGGACACGGCACCCGAGAACGACCGGCGCCUUCAGCACGUCCUCAUCUACUUCCUGCACAACCAAGCGCCCCGGAAGGUUCUGGAACGCACCCUGCUCAUGCAGUUCGCCGACCGCAACCUGAGCUUCGACGAGCGGUGUCGGAGUGUUAUGAAAGUGGCACGUGCCAAGCUGGACCUCAUAAGCCCGGAUGAGGUGAACAUGGGGGAGUACGAGAUGUGGCACCGGGAUUAUCAGUCCUUCCGGGACACCACCGUGUUCCUGAUAAUCGGCCUGGAACUAUUCCAGAAGAAAAGCUAUGUGGAGUCCUUGAUCUACCUGGUCUACUGUUACCAGUACAACAAGGAGCUCCUGUCCAAGGGGCCAUACCGGGGGUAUGACGAGGAACUGAUCGGCCACUAUCGACGAGAAUGCCUGCUGAGGCUGAACGAGCACGCGGCAGCCAUGUUCGAGUCCGGUGAGGAUGCGGAGGUCAGCAACGGCCUGAGCGUCAUGAACGAGCUGGUGGUGCCCUGCCUGCCACUGCUGCUGGCCGACGAGACGGAGGAGAAGGACAUCGCCGCCGUGGAGGACAUGAGGAACCGCUGGUGUUCCUACCUCGGCCAGGAGAUGGAGCCUCAGCUGCAGGAGAAGCUGACCGACUUCCUGCCGAAGUUGCUGGACUGCUCCACCGAGGUCAGGAGCUUCCAGGAACCGCCCAAGCUGCCCGCCUACUCCACCCUGCAGCUGUGUGAACGCUACGCGCGCGUCAUGGCUUCCCUGAGCCGGACGCCCGCCGACGGCAGAUGAACCGCCUGCCUGCUCAGCCACCCGCCAAACAUGCCCACUCACGGACUCGUGUCAGCCCUCCGCCGGCCCUCGCCUCACCCCCUGCUGGCCGCGGGUUGUUCUGCCUGUUACUUCAGUUUUUUCCCCUCCCUUCCCAGUAUUGCUAUAGGUUUCAUUAUUGUACUUUUAUUCCUCUUUCAGUUAUCCUGUCAGCAACUGCGACAGCAGGAGGAGUGUGGACAUUUAAAAAAUAAAAAAUUAUACGUAAAAAAAAAAAAACGUAAGCAAAAAAAAAAAAAACGUUAAAAUGUAACGGCAAAACUGCAUUACUAGACGCCCAGUGCAUGCUGCUCCUGCGCAAACGAGGUUGCCUUUUUUAUUUUUAAUUUAAUGACGGAGUAUUGUUUGGUUGCCCCCUCCCCAUUGCGCCCCCCCCCCCCCCCCCCCCGGUCAGUGUUAUCGCCCUUCAGCCAGCCCCAUGGUGGAUCAUGGGGCGGCGCCCGCAGCGGCUCCCUCCCCCAGGACUGCGCCA